Molecule: messenger RNA, 2270 nt
Organism: Drosophila bipectinata
Lineage: Eukaryota; Metazoa; Arthropoda; Insecta; Diptera; Drosophilidae
Product: protein DENND6B
Cellular component (GO): recycling endosome
Molecular function (GO): guanyl-nucleotide exchange factor activity
Source: RefSeq, a predicted model, not a curated record
ACUAAGUUGGCAGUCCCCAGCGAAAGUGCAAAAUAAAAACAAGAAGGGAAAGUUUUGAUAUGAUAAUUCCUCAUAACAGAGAUGAGCAAUGCUUUCUCACUAUCUGUGAUUUAAAUAAUCAAAAACAUAACCACUCCCUAUAAAAAAUAUGGAUCAACGCAUAUAUAUGGCCAAUUUUGAAACAAUUAUUUAUUUAAAAUAUUAACUUACAUACCAAAUGUGAUGUUAAAUUUAAAAUAUUUUCCGAAUAAAUAAUCAAAAGUUGUGUCUGGCGCGCGCUUUGGGUUCGUGACAGAAUAUAUUUGUAAAUAUCAACAACCUAUGAUGAGCGCGGAUGCCAGGAUCAAGGACAUGGAUUCGCGAGAAGCUGGAGAUCGAGGGGCAUCCGAGGCGGACAAGGAGACGGACAAAUGCAAUUCGAAUUCCCAGCCAAGCGUCACCGAUUGGGUGAAUUUCUCGCAGUGGAUUCACUGCUUCUGCGUGGUUACCUUCGAUUUGAACCUUGGGCAGGCUCUGGAGCACGUGUAUCCCGCCGAGUUUAUGCCCACCGACCAGGAGGUGAGCAACAUCUGCUACAUGGCCUUCCCGGACUCCAACUCCGGCUGCAUGGGCGACACCAAGUUUCACAUGCGCCUGCGAUGCACUCGCAGACAGGAAUCCUUGCAAGGAUACAAUGCGGAGUGCUCGCCCGCACUGCGCCAGGAUGCGUCGCACUUCUGGGGCUUCGUCUACUUUCGCCAAAAGCGGGACCCCAAUCUGCCGCGUGGAUACUUUCAGAAGAGCUUUAUCAUCAUAACACGGCUGCCGUUCUUUAAUCUCUACUACGACAUACUGAACCAGUUGGCGCCGCGCUACUUCGAGGAAGGCAUUGACGCCAUCCGACUGAUCAGCGAGCAAAUAAACAGCCAGUGGCCCGGCCUCAGAGUGGGCAGUCUCCUGCAGUUGCCGCUCCUCAACUGCUGCUACCAGAUCAGCAUUCCCAGGGCGACGACCAGCAGGAAGACUAAUGCAACCACUACCACCGAACCAUCGACGGGAUCACCAGCCGAACCCCAGCUUCCGGCUGGACUGCAAAAGGUCCUGCCCUCCGUCAACGAAAUCGAGCUCUUCCGCUCCAUGGACUUUGUCAUGGAGCAGCUGUACACGCUCUGGGAGCUGGUGAUUACCGGCGAGCCCAUUGUCGUGGUGGGCACCUCGCCCGCCGACUGCUCCUACAUGGUUCAGUCGCUCCUGGCGCUGAUAGCCCCCCUGGAGUAUUGCGCUGAGGCGCGACCCUACUUCACGAUCCACGACAGCGAGUUCCGCGAGUUCACCCAGGAGUGCUCCAACGCCAAAUCGCUGCCUGCCUGCAUUCUCGGAGUUACGAAUCCAUUCUUUGUGAAGCUCCUCAAGGACUGGCCGCACAUGCUGCGGUUGGUGGACAACCAGAAAAACAUGCAACAACAACAGCAUUUGCUGCUCAGCCAGAAGCACGCUCGAAGCAUAGCCUCGGCCACCUCGUUCUCCAGUUCGUCGGGAGCAGCCGGAGACCUGGUUGCCAGAGCCGCCAAGUCCAGCGCGGGAUUGAACGGAGGAGGUGUCUCAGGCGGCUCCAACGGAAGCGGUGGCAUCGGCGGAACAGGGGACAGCUCCGCCGCCGGACUGCACAGCAAGUACAAGCCUUACCUGAAAAAGGACAAGUCCCUGAUCAAGAAGGUGCUGCUGGGCAUGAAAACCAAACGACCGGAGCACGUCCAGACCGCCCUCAUACGCCGCAAUCUGCUGGAGCUGACCCAGAGCUUUAUGAUUCCGCUGGAGCGGUACAUGGCCUCGCUGAUGCCACUCCAAAAGGACAUUAGUCCGUUCAAAUCGGCGCCCAACGCCAGCAGCUUCAAGCUGGACGACUUCCUGGCCACGUUGGAGACUGCCGGGCCGCAGCUAACGUCACCGUUGAAGGGCGACUGGAAGGGCUUGUACCGCCGCUUCUUCCGCUCACCCAACUUCCGGGGAUGGUACGAGGCGCGCCACCGGGAGCUGCAGCUGACGCUUCAGGACCUCCAGCUGCAGGCCCUCUCCGAGGCGAACCUGGAGCACUGGGCGCACGACAAGCAGGAGGUUGAGAUCAUCGACAUGAUACUGAAGCUCAAGCAGAAACUGAAUCUCUAUAGCGACAAGGCUGCCGCGCUGGAAGGCGGAGGACCGAAUGGCACCCAGCAGCAGAUCAGGGCCCAAAUCGAAUGCAUGAAGGGUCUGCUGCCGCCGGAUCUCAAGAAUGUGGUGAACCUCUGAUC